AUGGAGUUUAAAACUUACAUCCUGUUCGCCGCUGUCAUUAUAGCGUCAUCCCAGGCUGCUCGCGACGCUUCCUGUCCUCGGAUAUGCGGCCCGGCGCUUCAAGGCGAGCCGGUGUGUGCCACCGAUGGUGUUAUAUACCCAUCACUGUGUGAAAUGCGGAAAAAGACUUGUGGAAAGGGUGUAAAGCUGGCCCCGGACCAGAGUGUAUGCUCCCGAGCUCAAGGCAGCAAGUGCGAGAAUCGUUGCACAACAGAACGAGACCCUGUCUGCGGUACCAACGGACGGACCUAUCUGAAUAGAUGCAUGCUCCAAGUUGAGAUUUGCAGAAAAGGCAUCGGUCUUUCCCAUUUGGGAGCGUGUAACAAUAUCAGUGCUCAUCGUGAGAACUGUCCCGUGGAUUGCUCUCAAGCUCCUUUGGAUGGACCCGUCUGUGGUUCUGAUGGCAACGUCUAUAAGAGCACCUGUCAGAUGAAGCUCUUAACAUGCGGACAAGGUGUAGUUAAAACGAGCAAGAAGCAUUGUCAGACGACCCGUCACUGCAGAGAGUCUUGUUGGCGUUCCUCACGACCUACAUGUGGUUCUGAUGGAAAACUUUACGCUAACGCUUGUAGGAUGAAGGCUACAAACUGUGGUAAGCACGUAUUCGAAGUGCCGAUGUCUUUCUGCGUGUCACAAGAGAGGACGUCCGGUGCUGACGCCUGUCCCACAGACUGCUCUGGACAACCGGAAAAGUUGGUAUGCGGCGCCGAUGAGAACGUGUAUAGGAACGAGUGUGAAAUGAAGAUGCUUAACUGCGGCAUCAGCAACAGAAAAGUAAUUAAGAAGGUGGAUAUGGAGAAAUGCAAAUCUAAAAUGAGCAAAUGUAUGAAAGUAAAGUGUCCUACCGAAGAAGACCCGGUCUGUGGAACCGACGCAACUGUUUAUAAAAAUCCUUGCGCUUUGAAAGUUGCCACCUGUCUUAAAGGGGUGCAACUAGCUCACUUCGGCAACUGUACUGUUCUGCCGCGAAUGGAGACCGAUUGUCCUGACAACUGCGAUAAUGCUCUCGAGCAACCAGUCUGUGGUUCCGAUGGAAAUGUUUACAAGUCUGAGUGUGAGCUUCGUAAGCUCACCUGUGGACAGCACGUGGUUUCGGUCUCAGAGUCCCAUUGCCGUACAACUGCGCUAUGUCACGAGCGGUGCCCCGACACGCCUGCCUUUGUUUGCGGUUCGGACAAUCGCUUCUAUAAGAAUGAAUGCGUUAUGAAAAAAGAAAAUUGCGGGAAACACAUAUAUGUAGUACCGUUGAAGCGUUGUCUAUCUCGCUUCCAAUACUCUGGCUGUGCUCGUGUCUGCCCUCCCGAAUACGAUCCGGUCUGUGGCACCGACGAUAAGACUUACUCAAAUAAUUGCUUCCUCGAAAUGGAAAACUGCAGAUCAAGAAGUCUUGUUCAAUUCAAACAUUUGGGAACAUGCACUGAACCCAUCGCAGAAGAACCGAAAAAUUAUCUCUACCGAUAA
Danaus chrysippus (African queen) is the source of this 1500-nucleotide messenger RNA. The record is from the annotation of a GenBank genome assembly. Lineage: Eukaryota; Metazoa; Arthropoda; Insecta; Lepidoptera; Nymphalidae.